Molecule: messenger RNA, 1393 nt
Organism: Polistes dominula (European paper wasp)
Lineage: Eukaryota; Metazoa; Arthropoda; Insecta; Hymenoptera; Vespidae
Gene: p53
Product: transcription factor p53
Biological process (GO): apoptotic process; regulation of transcription by RNA polymerase II
Cellular component (GO): nucleus
Molecular function (GO): DNA-binding transcription factor activity, RNA polymerase II-specific; RNA polymerase II cis-regulatory region sequence-specific DNA binding
Source: RefSeq, a predicted model, not a curated record
GGCAAUCUAACUCAUAAGGUGGUUUCAUGUUUGGCAAACGGGUGCGAAAUAGAUAUAUUUACCAUAAAAAUGUCAAAUUUAAAUGAAUAUGACGUCUAUAGAGGAUCAGACUUGAUCGAUGAGGAUACUUUGAAUCAUAUACGGCAAGAAGCAGAAUCACAAGGCUUAACUAUGUUUGAUGUAGAAGACAUACGAGACGAAAAGUUUCAUGACCACAAUUAUUCAAAUCAAGAAAAUAUAUUGGAGGAUAUAAACAUUAACCAGUUUAACUCACGAUGUGACGUGAUUCCUUCAAAUGAAGAAUUUCCAGGCCAUCUCAAUUUUCAAUUGCAAUUGCCUAACCAAAAUACAUCAAAACAUUUGAUGUACUCUCAGAUUCUCAAAAAAGUAUAUAUAAAUAUGGAACAAACAUUACCUAUACGAUUCAAAUGGGACCCACCUGUGGAUGGCUUAUUUCUCCGUACUACAAUGCAAUUUAGUUUGGAUCAAUAUAAAAAUGAUCCAGUACAUAGAUGCCACAAUCAUAUGGCUAUGACUAAUAACAGUAAUCAAGACGUAAAUCCUGGGAUUGUUAAGCAUGUUGUACGUUGUUUAGAACCAGCGAGCAUGUAUGAAGAUAAUAACGAUCAUUUGUCUGUAAUUACACCAUUGCGUACACCACAAGUUGGUUCACAAUAUGUGCAAUUAUACUUUCAAUUUUUUUGUAAAAAUAGUUGCACAUCCGGAAUGAAUCGUAGACCAACGGAACUUGUUUUCACAUUGGAAGAUGCUAUGAAUGGAGUACUUGGACGACGUAAAUUAUUAGUUAGAGUUUGUAGUUGUCCAAAGAGAGAUAAAGAAAAGGAGGAAAAUGAUACUACAGAUGAUAUAUCUAAUCAAAAUAAAAGAAAGCGUAAAAGUACUCCGAACAAUAAAACAGUUAUCUUACCAUCAUGUGAUACACAUGUUUAUAAUGUUAAUUUAGAUAUUGUUGGCAAAGAAAAUUAUUUAGCCGUUAUGAAAUAUGCGUAUGAUGUUAUGGCUGGUCAAGCUCUACGAACAGGACAGUCAGAAUUUUUUAAACCAUAUAUGGACAGCAUUUUACGUAAAAUGCCGUAAUUUUGUCAUUCAAAAUUUGAAAUGUGGUAUCAGAAGAAAAAAAUGUUACUACAGAUUAUAUGCUGAUGAUGCAUAAGCAAUCAUGCUGAUCAAGUCUUUGCGGACAGGACAACUGGAAUUUUGUAAGCCUUAUAUGGACUGCAUUUUACGUAAAAUGCUAUAACUUUGUCAUUCAAAAUUUCAAAUGUAGUAUCACAGGAGACAAAAAAUGUUACUAUACAUUAGUAUAAAUCAUUGUUUUAAUAAUAAGAUAUACAAAAUUUUAAAUAAUAAUAAGUAUACAUACAUAACGAUA